Molecule: messenger RNA, 1156 nt
Organism: Aspergillus candidus
Lineage: Eukaryota; Fungi; Ascomycota; Eurotiomycetes; Eurotiales; Aspergillaceae
Product: aldo/keto reductase family protein
Exons: 2
Coding region: 232-1083 (283 amino acids)
Molecular function (GO): oxidoreductase activity
Source: RefSeq, a predicted model, not a curated record
UACGGAAGUUGAUAUGAUAUCAUCUCUGGUCGCGAUCAAAGGCGGGGCUCUCGGGGCUCCAAGGGCGGAACACCAAAUUUCUCUCCCCGCCGCAUACCAACCUGCGACAAACACACCACCUACUUCAAUACCUCCUCUACCUAUCUGACCUGCCACAUUGCUCCCUGCCAUACUGCUACUGCAGAUCACAUUCCGACCCCUCUAAACCCCAUCACCAGAAUCAGAACAACCAUGUCAGCCAACUACACCAUCACAGACCUGGUGUCCCUCCCCAACUCCCCCGUCCGCAUCCCCCGUCUCGGUUUCGGCGUCUACCGCUCCCCAACAAACCAAUGCGUCCAGUCAUGUCUCAACGCCCUGAAAGCGGGAUACCGCCACAUCGACACCGCCCAGUUCUACGCCAACGAGCAGGAAGUCGGUGAUGCUAUCCGGGCGUCUGGGAUCCCCCGCUCUGAUGUCUUCGUCACCACCAAGAUCCUCAGCCCCGCUGGCUCGUACGACGCUACGUAUAAGAAGAUGGUGGAUAGUGUCGAGAAGAUCAGUGGGAAGGGUGGAUAUGUCGAUUUGUUUCUCAUUCAUAGCUCGAGCUCGGGCUCUGCUGGCCGCAAGGAGCUGUGGCAGGCGUUGGAACAGCUGUUGGAGGAGGGUAAGACGAGGAGUAUUGGCGUGAGCAACUUUGGCGUUAUGCAUAUUGAGGAGAUGAAGUCUUAUGCGAAGGUGUGGCCGCCGCAUGUGGACCAGAUUGAGCUCCACCCGUGGUGCCAGCAACGGGUAACCGACGCCUACUGCAGGAAAAACGGCAUCGUCGUCGAGUCGUACUGCCCGAUCGUGCGCAACUACAAAGCCAGCGAUCCUACGCUGGUCGGCCUGGCCGCCAAGUACUCCAAGUCGACACAGCAAGUCUUGAUUCGCUACGCGCUGCAGAAAGGAUGGGUGCCGCUGCCCAAGUCGGAUAACCCGGAGCGCAUCGUGGACAACGCGAACGUGUUCGACUUUGAUAUCUCCGAGGAGGACAUGGCUGUGUUGAAUGCCCUUGACCAGGGAAGUGCCGGGGCGGUUGUCGAGGCGGUUCAGAACGAGUAGAUACUUUUACGAUGUUUGUAGAUUAAUGGUUAAUGCAUAAAGCGAUGUCUCUACCACGGUGGGCGCAGUGCCA